Molecule: messenger RNA, 1011 nt
Organism: Lachancea nothofagi CBS 11611
Lineage: Eukaryota; Fungi; Ascomycota; Saccharomycetes; Saccharomycetales; Saccharomycetaceae
Source: the annotation of a GenBank genome assembly
AUGUACUCUCACCACUCUCACUCGUUGGAUUACAUUGCACAUGGGGUUGAUUGUCUUGAAGACGUGAUUGCCAGAGCGAAUGAUAUGAAUUUUGAAUUGUUCUGUCUGACGGAACAUAUGCCUCGCAUAGAUAGCCAAUACCUAUACCCGGAGGAAGUUUCGAAUCAGAAUGGCGAAGACAUAGAAACUCUCCAGGAACAGUUCAGGAGAUUCUUAGUUCAUGCUUCAGAGAUCAAAGCUCGAGAGCUACCAACAAAGUGUAUCAUAGGCAUGGAGGUUGAAGGGUGUGAUUCGAAUCACAUUUCAUAUGCAAAGAAGCUGAUGGAGAAAAACAAGCACGUAUUGCAAUUUUGUGUAGGCUCCGUUCAUCAUGUUAAUGGAAUCCCGAUAGAUUUUGAUCAGGCUGAGUGGAAUCGAGCGCUCGAAUUUGUAGGCAACAAUCUAAAAACGCUAAUAAAAGACUACUUUGAGCUCCAAUACAAACUUAUCAAGGAGAUGAAACCGCUUGUAGUUGGACACUUUGAUCUUUUUCGACUGUACUGCUCUAAAGAGGUCUUUAUCGACAUAGAAACUGGCCAGAGGGUCGAUCAAAAAUUCAAAAACGCUAUCUGUGCUGCCGACAUAUCGUUUGCAGAUGUUUGGGACGAUGUCAGAGCCCUUGCAGUAAGGAACCUGGAGGCAAUUGCUUCUUAUGGCGGUCUCAUUGAAAUAAAUACAUCGGGUCUACGCAAGAAAUUGCGAGAUCCCUACCCCCAUAGAGAUUUUGCAAAGCUGGCGAAGACAAUAAUUGGAACAAGAUUUGUGCUGAGCGAUGACGCUCAUGGUGUUUCUCAUGUUGGUGUUUGUUAUAAUAAAGCAUUGGAGUACAUCGACAAGACCAUUGAACUUGAUCGGCUACAUUUUCUCAAAGAGGAAGAUGGUGCUCUUAAAGUUGGUUGCAUUGGCAUUGAAGAUUUCAAAAAGGCUCCGUUUUGGAAAAGAUACAACGAGGUUUUACGAAAAGAAAGUUGA